ACCUCUAAAAGCUCUUCCUUUCCAUUUUGUGAUCAGUUCCCAUCGCCGGCAUCGUUCUCGUCUCCAUUUUGCGAUCCAUCAUCGUCUCCAUCGUCUCUGGCCUCUUCAUUCCCAUCCUAUGUGCCCGCAUCGUCGCUUGCAUCGAAUUCCUUAUCUAUAACGCUCGAUGCUGGUGACUUUAAGGCUAUCAAGUUGCUCGGCAAGGGCGGGCAAGGCACUGUUUUGCUCGCGCGCCACACGGCCUCAGGAGAGCGCUAUGCGCUCAAAAUCGUCAGGAAAGUUGGCCUUAGGGAGUCAGCGCGCAAGCGAGUCUUCAAAGAGCGAGACGUCAUGCGCCGGAUCGGGAUGGGCGGUGAUAGAAUAUUGAAUGGGAUAAGACAGGAGAGAUGGUUUCUGAGGCUCGACGCUACAUUCGAGGACUCGGAGAGUUUCUUCUUCGUGACGGAAUACGCGCCCAAAGGUGACCUCUGGACCGAGAUGGCGCGGCGGAAGCCAAUGCCUUCUACCGAUGCACUCCAGUUUGCGGCCGAGAUUAUCCAUAUACUCUCACUACUGCAUGAUAUCCAUCGCAUCAUCCACCGUGACUUCAAGCCGGAAAACCUUCUCAUUGAUGCCGCAGGACAUUUGGUCCUCGCCGAUUUUGGCAUCGCAAGGGCGUUUGGGGCGCAUCCAUGGGAGUCCGACACUAGCUCUACUUCCCUAUUCUCCGAACUCGCGUCCGGUACCAUUGACAUGCCCGUGGCAAUGGAAAAGCAAGAAGCCGAAGAGAACGAGAAACAUCGCACGCGGUCACGGGACUUCUUGCCUGAGGCUACACGCAAGAUGUGCGGAACGGCAGGAUACAUGGCGCCCGAGGUCUACGCGGGCCCUUCCUACUCGUAUCCGGCGGACAUCUGGGCGGCAGGUGUUGUCAUAUUCAAGAUGCUCACUGGCAAGCUCCCCUUCGGCCUGGAUCGCGAGCUGUGCACGAAGGAGCUAUUCAGGCGGACGGUUCUGCAGCCCUUGGAGUUCAAGAUCAAUGGAGUCGAGGUAGAGAUUGGCGAAGAUGCUAGGGAUCUCCUGCGGAAAAUGCUCGAGAAGAACCCUGAGAAGCGAGCAUCUGCGCAAAACCUCAAGACACAUCCAUACUUUCUGUCCAUUGAUUGGGAGAAGCUUGCUCGUCGGGAAUGCCCCGGUCCCGGCAUGGAGGCACGCCGUAUGAAGCAUUACAAGAAAGUACACGUUGCUAUUCCAGUAGGGAAGCCGCUCGAUCGUAGCGGCUCGGAUGAUGCCUUCAUUUCGUUCCGAUGGAUGUCGCCCGAGCUCCAGGAGGCGCAUAGGCGAGUCCGCAUAAUACCUGCUGCCGAUAAUGUUGUAAAUCCGGGCCGAUCCUUCGACGAAGAGAAAGGCCCAAAGUUGGAGAAUGUGGCUCACAAGGUGUGGUGGAAAGUCAAGAGGGUCGCAUCGAUGAGAUUUCAGUAG
Laetiporus sulphureus 93-53 is the source of this 1461-nucleotide messenger RNA. RefSeq names its product kinase-like protein. The record is from RefSeq and is a predicted model, not a curated record. The transcript is spliced from 7 exons. Gene Ontology annotation, molecular function: ATP binding; protein serine/threonine kinase activity. The coding region runs from base 331 to 1461 and encodes 376 amino acids. NCBI's taxonomy places the organism in Eukaryota, Fungi, Basidiomycota, Agaricomycetes, Polyporales, Laetiporaceae. Gene Ontology annotation, biological process: peptidyl-serine phosphorylation; intracellular signal transduction.